Nicrophorus vespilloides is the source of this 2005-nucleotide messenger RNA. RefSeq names its product calcium channel flower (gene fwe). Gene Ontology annotation, biological process: vesicle-mediated transport. The transcript has 5 exons. The record is from RefSeq and is a predicted model, not a curated record. The coding region runs from base 84 to 665 and encodes 193 amino acids. Lineage: Eukaryota; Metazoa; Arthropoda; Insecta; Coleoptera; Silphidae. Gene Ontology annotation, cellular component: membrane.
ACAGCCGGGACAGCUGUCAGUUGGUUGGGAUAUCAUUUCGUGAAGUGAAGUGGCCAAUUCAUUGAUUAAACAACUUCUAUAAAAUGUCGUUUUCGGAAAGGAUUGCCCAGAUCAUGGCCAGGCCAGGACAAGAUCCUGUAGCCAAGGAUGAUGUUCCAUGGUGGAUGAGGUAUGCAGGAAGAGGUCUUGGGACAGUAGGCAGUGUCUUUGCGAUACUGCUUGGUUUCUUCAAUUGUCUAGGAAUUAUAACCGUUGAUACCGAUAGUUUGCUCAGUGGGAUGUGGCAAAUUGUUGCCGCGUUUAUAGUCAUUUGUUGCGAAGCUCCGUGCUGUUGCAUGUUUAUAGACCACGUACAGCGAUUGAGUGAUUUUGUGGAAAGAAGACCAUACUGGAACAAGGCUGUGUUUUACGUGUGCCUGGCCAUUCCGCCAAUUUUAUUAAGCGCAAAUUUGAACAGUAUAUUGGGCGGUGGAUUCAUUUUCGCCACGGGCGUAAUAUAUGGCAUGAUGUCCUUGGGUAAAAAGGCCAGUGCUGAAGAGAUGCGAUCUGCGGCUGCUGCGGAAACAACAGGUACACAAAAACCAACAAACUCUUCCAUGCAUUCCAACCUUGUAUCAAACGCUCAACCGAUUAGUUUUACCGGUGUUCCCGAUAGCAACGUUUGACUUCGUUUUUAAUUAUUUUAUCGUUAUUUAUGAAACGUUAUCCUUCCAUCGGCGAUUGAUUUUGCACUUCCUGUAGAAGGAAUAUUUGACAAUGGAAAAAAAAUCUUGAAACGUAUAAUUUAAGAUGAAAUGAAAUUAUUUAUAAAAAAAACAGUAAUUUUGGUAGUGGAAUCGGAAAGGAUGGCCAAAUUGUUUUCCCCUAUCAUUUUUCGAUUUGCAACUCCCAUAUAAUUCUGAGAUUAUGGAUCCGUCUGUGAAUAUAGUUUUUAUGCAAUAUAAUUUAUAUAAUACAUUUUACAUAUAUUAUAAUAAAUCUAGAUUCUACUUACGUGAAUUCAGCUAUUGGUUUUCUUAGGUUUUAAACAAACAUGUACUAAUUUGUAUCCUUCCAUUAUCAUUUUAAACGUAAUUAUUUAUUUAAAGUGAUUCUAAGACUGUGCGUUGUAACUUCCCACCUUUUUUUUUACUUUAUGUCAUAAGCUCAAUCCUAUAUUAAUUUACUUGUCGGAAACAUCUGGGCUUACGUGGCCUACGAAAAGUUACAACUGAGAUCCACCAUCAAAGUUGUAUUAUUUUAGCCUAAAUUACAUUCCUUUAAAUCACUGCAUUUGUUGUCGUUGUUGGAAAAAUAUAUAAGAAAUGUUAACGUACUAUCCACAUAUCAGCGAUGUUAUAAUAUGAAUUAACUUAAAAAAAAGUAAAUAAAGAUCUUUAUUGCAGUUUAUAAAUAUGCAAGAAAAUAUGUACUACUAAUAAUAGAAAAUAACUUUAGGUCGUAUUACUCAAAUUACAUAAAAUUUAAGCUGAUAUUCUUGAAUAUGCUAUAUAAUCAAUAGUUCCGUGUGUUUAGACUUCUGAAUUAGACUGUUGAAUUAGUACGUACACGAAACACUGUUAGUAUUUGAUGUGAAUAUUUCUGAUCUUUCCGAUGACCAACUCAUAUGUAUAUAGUUUCAAAAUUGUUGUCGAGAUUCUUUUUGCUACCGUCUCGUUGGUCCAAUUUCAUCUUCGUAGCAAACCAAGUCAUCUAUACCGAAUAUUUAUACUGUAGGGAAGCUUAAAUGUGUUUUUAGUAAUGCAAGUGAACUAGUGAGUUUAGGAGUAACAAAAAAAAAUAAUUCAUAUUAAAAUUGAAACGCAAACGGAUCGAUCUCAUUUGAAAUGCGAUUAAUUGAUUGAUUGAUGAGUGAAUGUAAAAGACAUUUUAAUAUCUAUUAUUUUUAUGAACUCAGUAGUCUUUAUCUAAUUUCCAUAUGUUAUACAUAAAUGUUUUAGUACUAUAAUUAUAUAAUUUAAGACUUGUAGCCGUAUGUGUUACUAAUACAUAAAAAUGCAUUAAA